This is a messenger RNA of Astyanax mexicanus (Mexican tetra), 3198 nucleotides long. Its product is annotated as zinc finger protein 850. The record is from RefSeq and is a predicted model, not a curated record. The transcript is spliced from 6 exons. NCBI's taxonomy places the organism in Eukaryota, Metazoa, Chordata, Actinopteri, Characiformes, Acestrorhamphidae. Gene Ontology annotation, biological process: regulation of transcription by RNA polymerase II. Bases 635 to 2776 code for a protein of 713 amino acids. Gene Ontology annotation, molecular function: RNA polymerase II cis-regulatory region sequence-specific DNA binding; DNA-binding transcription factor activity.
AAUUUUAGCCAAGUAAAGGUACUUUUACUUAAUUACAAUUUUUCAGUACUUUUUCCACCUCUGAAUAAGGCAUCUCGGGGAGUGUGUCUGCAGAGAGGAGGUGUGUCCAUGGAGCGACCUGAGUCUUUAAUUUGCAGAGGUUUCAUCUGUCAUGUCAUCUGCUGGUGUUGGUCCACUGUGUAAAGAUGUGGGUUUCAUUUUCCAGCAGGAUUUUCUGUUUUUAGUGGCUGUAAGCCAUAGCCAUCAACAGUAAAAUAAUUAAAUGCUUAAAAUAGAUCACUCUAUGUUUAAUACAUUUAUAUAAUAUAUGAGUUUCACAUUUUUAACUGAGUUAGUGAAAUAAAGUAACUUUUCAAUGAUAUUCAUUUUUUUUGAGAUGCACUACUAUACUUCAGACAGUAGUCUCGCUCAACACUCCAGUUCAGUAGGUGGCAGUAAUGCUCUUUAAUUGCUUAACAAGUAGAAGAAGAAGAAGAAUACUCCAGUGAAGCACCUCGCCUCAGUAGGAGAAGAAACAAAGAGCAUGAUGGAACAUGAUGAGGUACAAAUGAGGUACACCUCAUUUUAAUGAGGAAAUUCAAAGUUUACAUUUGUUCAACAUUUCUACAAAUGUUAAGACGUUAAAUGUGACAAUAUGGCGUCAAACAGCUGCGAAACUCUACAACCAGACUCUAUUCAACAAACUCAAAGCGACACAGAGAAGAAACUCUUCAACUGCUUAGAGUGUGGCAGGGGUUUUAAAUCGAGAGUUGGCUUCAAAAGCCAUCAGAUCCUUCACACCGGAGAGAAGCCGCAUCGCUGCUCGGAGUGCGGGAAGAGCUUUGCUCAUCGUAACAGCUUCGUAAAGCAUCAGCGCAUUCACACUGGAGAGAGACCGUACGACUGCUCAGAGUGCGGGAAGACUUUUCGCUAUCUGAGUAAUCUCCAAGCGCACCAGCGCCUUCACCUCGGAGAGAAGCCGUAUUCCUGUUUAGAGUGCGGGAAGACGUUUAGCACUGAUGGAAAUCUUCAAACGCACUUGCGCGUUCACACUGGAGAGAAACCGUAUUACUGCACAGUUUGCGGUAAGAGUUUUUCUCAUCACAUUAGCCUCAAAGCUCACCAGCUCCUUCACACAGGAGAGAAACCACAUUGCUGUCCAGAUUGUGGGAGAAGCUUUACAUGGAAGUAUGCUCUGGAAAGACAUCAGCGCAUUCACACUGGAGAAAAACCGUAUGAAUGCUCAGAGUGCGGAAAAAGCUUCACCGAUUUGAGUAAUUUCCAAGCGCACCAGCGCCUUCACACCGGAGACAAGCCUCAUUCCUGUUUAGAGUGCGGAAAAAGAUUCAACACUCAGAAUCAUCUCCAAACUCACCAGCGCGUUCACACUGGAGAGAAACCGUACUCCUGCUCAGAGUGCGGGAUUAGCUUUGCUCAGCGUAUUAAUCUCAGAAACCACCAGAGAAUUCACACUGGAGAGAAACCGUUCUCCUGCUCAGACUGUGGGAAGAGCUUUAACAGCCAGAGUAGCCUCAUACAGCACCGGCGCACUCACACAGACGGAACGUACAUCUGCUCAGAGUGUGGGAAGACUUUUACCAUGCACCGUAAUCUCAGAAAGCACCAGCGCCUUCAUACAGGAGAUAAACCGUUCUGCUGCUCAGAGUGCGGGAAGAGCUUUCGUCAGCGAUGCCAGCUCCAAAAACACCAGCGAAUUCACACCGGAGAGAAACCGUACUUGUGCCCGGAGUGUGGGAAGAGCUUUACACAGUUAAAAUCCAUCAACCAACACAAAUGCCGUAGAAGUACUAAUGAACUCACCUUGAGGUGCAAGGACUUUAAAUGUGACAAUAUGGCGUCUAACAUCUGUGAGACUCUCCAAUCAAACCCUGUUGAACAAAUACAACAGAUACAGAACGAUGGUGAGAAAAAGAAGGCUGUUCAGUGCUCUGAGUGUGGAAAGAGCUUCACUACGCAAAUCGGCCUCAAAAAUCACCAACUCCUCCACACUGGAGAGAAGCCCUAUAGCUGCUCAGAGUGUGGGAAGAGCUUUGCUCAACAAAACAGCCUCAAAAACCACCAGCUCGUUCACACAGGAGAGAAACUGUACAGCUGCUUAGAGUGUGGGAAGAGCUUUACGCGAAAGUACGUCCUCGAGCGACACCAGCUCGUUCACACUGGAGAAAAGCCGUACGAGUGCCUGGAAUGUGGGCGAAGCUUUCGUCACCUGAAUAAUUUCCAAGCUCACCAGCGCCUUCAUGCAGGAGAUAAACCGUAUUCCUGCUUAGAGUGCGGGAAAAGGUUUAAUAUCCAGAAUCAUCUCCAAACUCACCUUCGUGUUCACACUGGAGAGAAACCGUAUUACUGCUCAGAGUGUGGGAAGAGCUUUGUUCAGCAUAUUCAUCUCCAAAACCACCAGAGAAUUCACACUGGAGAGAAACCGUUCUCCUGCUCAGACUGUGGGAAGAGUUUUAAUAAUCAGGGAACUCUACAAACUCAUCAGCACACUCACUCUGGAGAGAAAUAUAUCUGCUCAGAGUGUGGGAGGAGCUUUACUCUACCUAGUAAUCUCAGAAAGCACCAGCGUCUUCAUACAGGAGAUAAACCGUUCUGCUGCUCGGAGUGUGGGAAGAGUUUCCGCCAACACUGUCAACUCCAAGCACACCAGAGAAUUCACACCGGAGAGAAACCGUAUUCCUGCACUGAGUGUGGGAAGAGCUUCAGGCAGAUAGGCUCUGUUAAAGCACACAAAUGCAGUAGGAACACUAAUGAAGUCAAAUCAAGUCAAGUGAAGUAGUUUUUUAUUGCUAAUACAGCAUAUCGUCACUGUCCAAUGAAAAACAAGUAUCUUCAUUGUGGACGAUUUUUAAUUUACUACAUAUUUUAAACAGACAAACUAUUUAUUACACUGUGCCAAUAUUUCUUGAUGAACGGACCAAUAGAAAUACUUCAGAAUUACCUGAGAUAAACUCUUUUUACUUUGACUUCCUUGAAAUCUCAGAAGGUGCCAGUGCCUUCAGUAGAGUAGGUGGAAUUAAAGUGGCUAUGACAAUGCAAGUAAGUAUAAUCAGUGGUGCAGGUAUGAGGCGUGUGAGUGCAUAUCAGUUCUGAACUUCUACUACUACUACUGCAAAUUUGUUGUAAUAUUUAUUGUACUCACAAUAAUUUUAUACAUGUGUAAUUCUGCUAAUAAAAACAGUUUUUAUUAUUGUUUAUUAA